AUGAUUCUAAGGGCCCUUAUAGACCAAUGCUCUGAGGGGACACUCAUCACAAGCCGCGCAGUGCGUGCAUUAGGCUUACGUCGCACUCCAGUUGUCACGGACGUCAGCGGCGUAGGAGCAAGCUCUGGUACAAGCACCGAGUGUGUUAGUUUUCAACUACGUUCAAAUCUCAAUCAGCACUUUGAGACAUUCGUACCAUUAGCCUUUGUAAUGGACACAGUCACAUCGGACUUACCCAGCAAUCGGAUAGAACCACAGGCGUGGCCGCAUAUGGACGGUCUCGUAUUGGCAGACCCCACCUACUUCAAUUCCAACAAAAUUGACUUGUUGAUUGGUACAGAAAUGCAUGCGUAUAUUCUGUUACCAGACAUCCGCAUCGGCCGGCGUGAUCAUCCUAUAGCGCAGAACUCACAUUUUGGGUGGAUUUUGUAUGGUCAAGUGGCUCCCGCAGCUCCAACUAUCGACCCGUCAGCCACCAUUCAUUGUCAUCACACCGCAAUCAGUCCACACUUGGAAUCACUAGUUCAACGUUUCUUCGAGACGGAGGAAAUACAAGAAGAGCGCGCUAGAUCAGAGGAGGAACAAUGGUUCAUCGACUUUUUCAAUCAACAUUGUAUAUGGUACGGCUGCCGCUCAAAACUCACUUCGACCCAAACCAGACAAGAACUGAUGGAACGUUAUUCAGCUGGCAUUCAAGAAUAUUUCGACUUGAAUCAAAUAGUUUCAUCCACAUCAACAGAAGAAGAACGUUUCACUGCCACGAGCACAAACCAAUCAGCAGUUACUGCGUGUGUAUUGCCACAUCAUGCGGUUAUACGUGAGGACAAGCUAACUACGAAACUUCGUAUUGUAUUCGACGCCUCAGCGAAAACGUCAAAUGGGAAAUCACUAAAUGAUAUUCUAUGCAUAGGGCCGGCGCUUCAGAAUGAACUCCCAGCAGUUAUUUUGGCCCAACUUGGCUAA
Molecule: messenger RNA, 963 nt
Organism: Rhagoletis zephyria (snowberry fruit fly)
Lineage: Eukaryota; Metazoa; Arthropoda; Insecta; Diptera; Tephritidae
Source: RefSeq, a predicted model, not a curated record